Messenger RNA from Anopheles arabiensis, 655 nucleotides. RefSeq lists its product as uncharacterized. The transcript is spliced from 2 exons. The record is from RefSeq and is a predicted model, not a curated record. NCBI's taxonomy places the organism in Eukaryota, Metazoa, Arthropoda, Insecta, Diptera, Culicidae. Bases 1 to 576 code for a protein of 191 amino acids.
AUGUCACGAUCGCUCACGAUUCUCACGCCAGAUGGCGGUCUGGUCGCUACACGUCUAUCUACUCCAGCUCUAAUUUGUGCAAUGGUAGAGACAUUAAAGAUGAAGGACAAGAACAAAAAAGUAGAAUGCUUUUUGCGUUCUAAAGGAUCGGAAACAUCGGAGAUAUCUCCUCAGGCAAUUCCCCUGCGUCGCCGUACUCGUUGGGGUCCUCUGGUACCAAAUAUCGUGACAAUCCCCAACCCAUGUCACCAACCCAUGUCUACCACCCAGCCGGAUGAGAACCCGUCUCCGGGGGCAUGUACGGAGAGAGAAGUUACGGUCAACACCCAACGUUUCCGCUUUAUUCCUAGAGUUGUAGCACGGAAACUAGGUGUAGCUAAGCGUCAGACGGAAACGACGGUUGUGAUUUCGUACCAACCGGUGCCCCAAACUCAACAGGACGGGAACCGGUGUCUGGUGACGCCGAUGCAACAGACGGCCAAACGGCCGAUUGCGGAGCGUUGUCUGAUCGAACCCAAGCGUGUACCGUUACCGAAAAAGAAACGGUGCUUGGUGAUCCCUGAUCGCCUGCCAUAAAAAUAGGUGACCUUAAAUGGAGAUAGUGAAGUUGGGCGGAGAUCGAAUGAUAUCUAAUAAUAAACGUCAGUUAAUUUAA